This is a messenger RNA of Gilbertella persicaria, 2531 nucleotides long. RefSeq names its product sulfate transporter family-domain-containing protein. Gene Ontology annotation, cellular component: membrane. Gene Ontology annotation, molecular function: sulfate transmembrane transporter activity. The transcript is spliced from 4 exons. Bases 41 to 2473 code for a protein of 810 amino acids. The record is from RefSeq and is a predicted model, not a curated record. Gene Ontology annotation, biological process: transmembrane transport. NCBI's taxonomy places the organism in Eukaryota, Fungi, Mucoromycota, Mucoromycetes, Mucorales, Choanephoraceae.
CAAAUAUAUACAUUUCCUUUCGAGGCAUAAUAUACCAGAAAUGCCCAACAGCCCAAUUCUACUCGAUUACGAACCAAUCUCAUACAAAAAUGAAUUAAUAAAAUUCUUCAAUGGUGUGCCACGAUAUUUGAAGCGAUACAUGUCGAAUUUACUGCCUAUUAUUUAUUGGAUUCAUCGAUACAAUCUCACUUGGCUGGUAUCCGACAUCAUUGCCGGCGUCACUGUGGGUAUUGUUGCAGUACCUCAAGGCAUGGGAUAUGCCAAAAUUGCCAACUUACCUCCUCAAUAUGGUCUGUAUUCUUCAUUUAUAGGUCUAUGUCUUUAUUGCUUUUUCGGCACAUCCAAAGAUAUCAGUAUAGGCCCUACAGCUGUCAUGUCUUUACUUGUUGGCCAAACGAUCGCACGAGUCACAGCAACAGGCGAAUACACAGGCCCUCAAGUCGCUGUGACGCUCGCCUUAUUUGGUGGAUUCAUUGCAUUAUUUAUUGGCCUCGUACGUCUCGGUAUUUUGGUCGAUUUUAUUCCUGGCCCUGCUAUUGCAGGUUUCAUGACAGGUAGUAGUAUCACCAUCUCUAUCGGCCAAUGGCCCAAACUAUUUGGCAUGAAAUCUGUCAACACACAUGACUCUGCCUAUCUCAUCUUUGGCCAUUUCUUCAAGUACUUGCCCGAAACAAGAUUAGAUGUUGCCUUUGGUCUCGUUGGUUUACUUUGGCUUUAUAGUGUGCGUUGGGCAACUGGUCAUCUUACAAAGAAAUACCCUCGUUACGAGAAGCUCUUCUUUUUUGUCAAUAUCAUGCGAAAUGGUGUACUUGUCAUCUUUAGCACAUUGAUUGCUUUCUUGAUCAACAUCGGCAAGAGUUCAAGUCCCAUUAGUAUCCUGAAAGAUGUACCUUCUGGUUUCACUGCUAUGGGUGUACCUCAUAUAGACCUUGGUCUCUUGUCGCAAGUCUCAAGCACACUUCCUUCUGUCGUUAUUAUUCUGAUUCUUGAACAUGUUGCUAUUGCCAAAUCUUUUGGUCGUAUUAACAAUUACAAGAUCGAUGCUGAUCAAGAAAUCAUUGCCAUUGGUGCAGCCAACGUUAUUGGUAGCUUCUUUGGUGCAUACCCUAACACAGGUAGUUUCUCAAGAACAGCUAUCACUGCUCGUAGUGGUGCCAGAACUCCUUUGACUGGCGUCUUUUCUGCCUUGGUUGUCUUACUCUGUCUCUAUGCCUUAACUCCUGCAUUUUAUUACAUCCCAGAUGCUACCUUGUCAGCUAUUAUUAUUCAUGCUGUUGCAGACCUUGUUUCAGGGCCCAAAUUCCUUCAUCAGUUAUGGAAAGUCAAUCCCUUUGAACUCUUCACUUUUGUUGCUGCUGUCUUGAUCACUUUUUUUACCACGGUUGAAUAUGGUAUUUACGUCUCUGUCUGUUUGUCUAUUGCUGUCAUGUUGCUUCGUAUCGCUCGACCUCGUUAUGCUGUCUUGGGCCGCAUUCCUAUUCAGCCCACCACCAAUUACUAUAACCCCAACGACCCUCAUAGCGAAAAGGGACAGAUCAUUAUUGAAGAUACGCACACUGAAACAGACAACAGCAACACAACCACGACCCAUGACGAAGACACUCAUUACAUCUAUGUCCGACAAGACCAUCAAACCCUCAACCAUCUUGUUCAGCCUCCUCCUUCAGGCGUUGUCAUCUUUCGUUUUGAUGAAUCCUUGACUUACCCCAACGCCAGUUUUAUCUCUGACAAGAUCAUGCACUAUAUUCAAGACAACUUUGUUUCCAGUGCUCCUCCUCCCAAGACCAAAGGCGAGAGAGCCUGGAACGAUCGUCGUCCUUUAACCAAAAAGGACACACUUGACGAAUCGGACGAAAAUACCAUGCAAGACGAAGAUGAAAGUCUCAAGCUUCGUGCUAUUGUCUUAGACUGCUCUGCCAUUAACCAUCUGGAUUCUACUGGUGUACAAACGCUUCUUGAUCUUAAGCUUGCUAUCAAUCGAUUUUCAGGCUAUGAAGUCGAGUGGCAUUUUGCUAGUAUUGGUAGUCCCACCAUUCGCAAUGCCUUGAUUGCAGGUGGCUUUGGUAGUCAAGCAGGUCGUGGUCCACGUACAGGCGAGUUAUUACCUGUAGUUCCUGCUUACCGCGAUGGUCCUCAAUGCGACUUGAACAACAAGGACGAGAAAUUAAAUACCCUGCAAGGUUCUUCAACAGAGAAUGUGCCAGUCUCGAAUGAAAAAAUCCAAACUUCUUCUGAAGUCGACCUGUCUAUCAGUAAGCUACCUUCUCAGAUGGAUAACCAGCACCCUACCAGUAUAUCUGACUGUAGCCGUAUGUCUUAUAUCAUCAAUAUUGAUGGUGAAGGCCAAGCAAAGUAUUAUCCUCGCUUAAAUCGUGGCGUGCCUAUUGAUCGUUAUCCUUUCUUCCAUUGGGACUUGGAAGAUGCUGUACGCGCUGCUUCUCAUACCCAGAAAAGAGCUUCUUCAAGCUCUUAAAUUGUAAUAUUAUGUGUAAAUACUGUAGCAUUAAAAUAAAAGUAAAAUAAAUAGCAUU